AUCAUAAAUAUCCUUCGAUCAUAUUCUGUACUUCUGAGUUCCUGUUAAAGCUCGCACAUAUAAUUAACGAAGCUCGAACGAAGAAUCUUAUGGCUCCUAACACCCAAAACACACCAUUGCUAGAUCAUGACAUUGAGAUUGCCGUUUCAGAGUCCAAAGCCUCUUCCCCAACCACUAUCCGAUCGUCCACCACCGGCGGCUGGCGGUCCGCCUCCUUUAUUAUAGGGGUGGGAUUUGCAGAGAGGUUUGCGUUCUAUGGAGUUAGCUCGAACUUGAUAUCGUUCUUGAGCGGACCAUUGGGAGAGUCGACGGCGUCAGCGGCGGUGCACGUGAACACGUGGUCAGGAACGGCGUUUUUACUUCCUAUGCUGGGAGCCAUCGUCGCCGAUUCAUAUCUCGGACGCUACCGUACCAUCCUGCUUUCUGCUACGCUCUACAUCUUGGGACUAGGCUUGUUGGCAUUUUCGGCAUUGCUUCCUUCUCUCAGCGAUUCUCCAUGCGAAAAGACCAGUGAAUUCACUUCAUGUUACUCUCAACUCCAAGUGAUAUUCUUCUACAUCUCUCUAUAUUUGGUAGCAGUAGGGCAAGGUGGGAACAAACCAUGCGUACAGGCUUUCGGAGCUGAUCAGUUCAAUGGACAAGAUCCAGUGGAAAGCAAAGCCAAAAGUUCAUUCUUCAAUUGGUGGUACUUUGGCAUCUGCUCGGGCGCAUUAUGUACGCGAUUGAUAUCGAGCUACGUUCAAGACAACUUCAGUUGGGUUCUGGGAUUUGGACUUCCUUGCAUUGUGAUGUUUCUUGGUCUAAUUGUUUUCUUGUUCGGAACAAGAACAACUUAUCGGCAUAGCAUCAGAGGCAAUGAACAUAGCCCAUUUGCUAGAAUUGGUAAGGUGUUUGUUGCAGCCUUUAAGAACUGGCGAGCUAGUCCAACAUCGGUAACUCGUGGACACACGCAUCAUCAAAGUUCUGAACAAUUCAAAUUUCUCAACAAGGCAUUGCCAUCACCAGAGAGUGAUAACUUGAAGGAAGAUAGGAAGCAGUGUACUGUUUUUGAGGUAGAAGAAGCAAAGGUUGUUCUCGGUCUUUUUCCGAUAUGGAGUACGUGCUUGGUGUUUGCAAUCGUUCUUGCACAAAUGCCAACUUUCUUUACCAAGCAAGGGGGUACCCUAGACAGAAAAAUUGCCGGAGGCUUCGACAUUCCAGCAGCUUCGCUUCAGUCCUUUACCAGCCUCAUCAUCAUAUUCCUCAUUCCAUUGUAUGACCGCAUUUUUGUUCCUAUUGCAAGUGCUUUCACCGGAAAACCCUCUGGCAUUACAAUGCUUCAAAGAAUCGGAACUGGGAUACUUCUUUCUGCUAUCUCCAUGAUAGUUGCAGCUUUAGUUGAGACGAAGAGACUUGAAACUGCUCGAGAGUAUGCUCUGGUUGAUAUGCCACAUGUUACGAUUCCGAUGGCCGUGUGGUGGUUGAUACCUCAGUACGUGUUGAUUGGAGUGUCUGAUGUAUUCACAAUGGUUGGUCUGCAAGAGUUUUUCUACGAUCAGGUACCAAAUGAGCUAAGAAGUGUAGGAGUUGCCCUAUGCCUCAGUAUCUUUGGUGCGGGAGACUUCUUGAGCAGCUUUCUUAUUUCCAUCAUAGACGGAACAACCGGCGGAGGAGGCCGAGUUAGCUGGUUUUCCGAUAACCUGAAUCGUGCACACCUUGAUUACUUCUACUUUCUACUCACUGGAUUCAGUAUAGUGGAACUGGGUGUCUUCACAUAUUUUGCAAAAUCGUACAUAUAUAAAAGAUGAGGUACAAUGUAGAUUGUUUCUUGCAUGUGUUGUGUACCACUGCAUGUACCUAUUAUUGCAAUUUUGCAACUAGACUCGUACCCAUGCGUGUUAUUUAUAUAUCGUAUAGAGGAAAAAACAGAAUUUA
Argentina anserina (silverweed cinquefoil) is the source of this 1914-nucleotide messenger RNA. RefSeq names its product protein NRT1/ PTR FAMILY 5.10-like. The transcript is spliced from 4 exons. The coding region runs from base 90 to 1787 and encodes 565 amino acids. NCBI's taxonomy places the organism in Eukaryota, Viridiplantae, Streptophyta, Magnoliopsida, Rosales, Rosaceae. Gene Ontology annotation, biological process: dipeptide transport; transmembrane transport. Gene Ontology annotation, molecular function: tripeptide transmembrane transporter activity; dipeptide transmembrane transporter activity. The record is from RefSeq and is a predicted model, not a curated record. Gene Ontology annotation, cellular component: membrane.